Molecule: messenger RNA, 1313 nt
Organism: Wasmannia auropunctata (little fire ant)
Lineage: Eukaryota; Metazoa; Arthropoda; Insecta; Hymenoptera; Formicidae
Exons: 7
Coding region: 210-1307 (365 amino acids)
Biological process (GO): sensory perception of taste
Cellular component (GO): membrane
Source: RefSeq, a predicted model, not a curated record
ACGAUUUCGGAAUUUCUAGCGAAUACGUACAGGAGCUUACUGACAUUUUACUUAACGAGUGUACAUAUUUUUUUACACAUGUACCACCGUUACAUACGUUCGAUCAAAUCAUUAUAACGCGAGAAGACGUGUCUUCGAUGUCGUCCAAAAUACGAACAAAUAGAUUUGUCUACUCCAUAUAUCCUCAAUCCUCAGAUCGAUAAUAGGCAAUGGUGUCUCUGAGUGACAUACGACCCCUUUUGCAUACCGCGAGACUGUUUGGAUGUGGACUUUUCCUCGUCAAGGAGGACGAUAUCGUGAUAAUGAUGUACGGCGCUAUUUACUCGACCCUGUUUGCAUUCCUGUAUGCAAGUCUCUGCAUCGCGAAUUUUUACAUGCUCCGCUGGGACACCGUGCUCGGACCGAGGCUGCUGACGCUCACCGUGGUGAGGACAGGUCUCUCGUAUGCCUGUGUCCUAAGCGACAUUGCGAUGACAUACUGGUAUAACUGGAAGAUACGAGCUGCACUUUCGCAUUUACGUAUCUUCGACCGAGCGACGAAAUACAAGGAGCCUAAACAUCCCCACAGGAUACGUUACAUCUGUUGGUCAAUGACCUUCGCUAUUUUGUCGUUUUGGUCAAUAGUUGGAUAUAUAACGUUCCGCGUCGAGCCCAAUGAUUCCGUGUUCAACGGUGUAACUUACGCCAUUGUUAACGUGACACUGUCGAUGCAGCUGAUGACAUUCGCCAGCCUGUCAUCCCUUCUGUACAAGAGAUUCAGCCGUCUUUGUGAAUUAUUGCUGCUACCCGAAGAUGGUAAAAUCAUGGUGGUGGAUCGCUCGGGUAAGCAGUUUCGUUUGCAGGAAGUGUGGUGGUUGCACUCGUGUCUCACCAACGCGACCGAGAUGAUAAACUCCGUGUACGCGAUGCAGCUUCUGCUGUGGAUCUCCUGUAUGUCGUUCAAUACACUUACACGAAUCUACACGAUCAACAGUAACGGCGUGAAUUCACAGCCCCUGCUGAUGGUGAGAGAAAUUUUACUGGUGUCUGCUUGUGUGACAAAUCUGCUGAUCAUUACCAUCAUUUGUCACGUGACUGCGACCCAAGCUAAUCGCGUUGGCAAAAUCGCCUUUACACCGUCAUCAGCCAUUAUCGUUAAAAGAACUUUUACGCAGGAUUGCAGUGUGGAAGCUGUGACCUACUUCCAACUGCAGCAAGUACAUUUCUUUGCCUCUUACGGAAUCAUACGCAUCGAUCUUCCAUUGCUUCUUUCGAUAGCCUCUGGUAUAACUACAUAUCUAGUGAUCCUUCAUUCUGCUAACGUCUAGCAGUAA